CGCAAGUAUAUUCGUAUCACCUUAUUACUUAGUAAAAGUCAAGAAAGCUACUCUAAAAGAAAGAAACUGGUGUUUCUGGAAGUCCUGUUUUUAAUAUAUUUUUUUCUCUCAUGUUUGUUUGAGUAACAAGAAAAACCUCAAUAACUCACACCCUUAAUAAUAUAUAUGUUAAUUCAUAUAUUUAUAUAAAUACGUAAACUCAUAAGCCCAUUAAACACACACGCCAUAUCUUCUUCCUCUCUCAAUAAUCUCUCUUUUUCAUUCUGAGAAACUAGACCAAAUGGCUUCCUCUACUACUUCACUAGCUUUUCUAGCUAUGAUUCUGGUAUUGUCACCAGUUGCUGUUUUUGGGCUUGAUUGGGAUGACAUAGCUCCUAGUAUUUCUGAGGAUAUGUGUAAAGAAGUGGAGUGUGGAAAGGGAAAGUGCAAAUGGAAUGGAGCUUUCCCAUUAGGGUUUACAUGUGAAUGUGAUGCUGGUUGGAAGAGAACACGUGAUCAAGAUGAUGAAGAUGAUUACCCUUUUCUCCCUUGUGUCAUCCCUAACUGUACUCUAAAUUAUGGAGGGUGCCAACCAGCUCCACCCCCAGUUCCAGAGAAGGAAGUCCCACGCAAUAUUUCUGCUUUUGAUCCUUGUUACUGGGCCUAUUGUGGGGAAGGGACAUGCACUAAGAACAGAACUCACACACACAUGUGCCAGUGCAAACAAGGCUUCUCAAAUCUUCUCAACAUUUCUGCUUUUCCUUGCUACAGUGAAUGCACACUUGGAUCCGACUGUUCAAGACUUGGAAUUAAAGUAGCAGAUUCGACUUCUGGGGGUGACAGUUCGAACAAUAAUAAUAAUAGCCAAGCUACGUCUUUUCUGCCAGGAAAGUUUCAAAUGAUGAUCAUAUUUAUGGUGUCAUUGGGUAUGGCUAUGUGGAAGUAGGAUGUGAUUUAAUGGAGCAGGACUAUUGGAUAUGUACUUCAGAUAGAUAGAUAGAUAUUUAUUUGCUUUAUAUAUCAUUGGUUUAUUUGGUUUUGAUAGAUUAUUUUUGUAAUAAGUUUGCUUUGUAUAAAUAAUUGAGAACAGUCAUGCUCUGGUGACUGUAGCAUAGUAGUACACUAGUACUAGUACACACUAUUUAUUACUUUGUGAGUAUAGUUAUUAGUUAUUGAUGGUGUUUUUUGAUUA
Cannabis sativa is the source of this 1171-nucleotide messenger RNA. RefSeq lists its product as uncharacterized. The transcript is spliced from 6 exons. The coding region runs from base 281 to 925 and encodes 214 amino acids. Lineage: Eukaryota; Viridiplantae; Streptophyta; Magnoliopsida; Rosales; Cannabaceae. The record is from RefSeq and is a predicted model, not a curated record.